AUGCGCAACCUGCGCGGCAGAGGGCAACUAGCGAAAGUCCUGCAGGAUAAGCCCGUUCCGCAGCAGAACGCGGAGAUAGUAGUCGAUAGUCUUCCUGUUGCCGCAGGCGAGCCGGUCGACCUUGUCGGGGAUAUAAGACUGGAUACUACUAGGGGCGAGGCGCUGGACGACCUGGGCUACGGAUUGUUCGAACACUUCUGGGAGGAAAUAAGUAUAGACACCGCGGACGACGACGAGAUCGUAGGGGACUUCCGGGUCAGGAAGCAGAUCAAUAUCCUAGCCGUUGCAGAGGUAGAGGUGGACGCAGGCGGCCAGAUCGGCGGGGAUAGUGUCGGCGAAGUAGUCCAGCUGGCGCUGGCUGAUGUUGAUGGCGUCGAUACGCGGGCAGUCUAG
Molecule: messenger RNA, 393 nt
Organism: Penicillium subrubescens
Lineage: Eukaryota; Fungi; Ascomycota; Eurotiomycetes; Eurotiales; Aspergillaceae
Exons: 2
Coding region: 1-393 (130 amino acids)
Source: RefSeq, a predicted model, not a curated record